CUGAAUCUCUCUUCUGUGUUUGGCAAAAUUUAAGUUUUAUAUAUAUAAAUAAAUUCAAAACACUUAUUAUACCCUCUCUGAUCUCUCAAUGCCCAUCAUGUUGCCACUCCUCCUUACAACUCUAGUUCUCCUAACGACGUCGUUUUUCAUCUUCUCUUUACUAUACGACACCCUUUCUUGCUACUGCUUCACUCCUAGACGCAUCAAGCACAAGAUGGCAAAGCAAGGCGUGCGCGGCCCUAAACCCCGCCCUCUCCUCGGCAACAUCCUCGACGUCGCCGCCCUCCUCUCCAAAUCCACCUCCUCCGACAUGCCUUCCAUCUCUCACGACCUCGUCCCCCGUCUCCUCCCUCAUUUCCUCGCCUGGUCCACCCAGUUUGGGAAGAGAUUUAUAUUUUGGAAUGGGAUUGAGCCAAGAAUGUGUCUGACAGAAACGGAUUUGAUAAAAGAGCUUUUGUCUAAAUACAGCGCCGUUUCGGGCAAGUCAUGGCUUCAACAACAAGGCUCUAAGCACUUUAUUGGCCGUGGUCUUUUAAUGGCCAACGGCCAAAAUUGGUUCCAUCAACGCCAUAUUGUCGCACCCGCUUUUGUCGGUGACCGACUUAAGAGUUAUGCGGGGUAUAUGGUGGAGUGUACAAGGGAGAUGCUGGAGUCAAUAGAAAAUGAGGUGAAAUCGGGGCGAUCAGAAUUUGAAAUCGGCGAGUAUAUGACAAGAUUAACGGCGGAUAUAAUAUCGAGAACGGAGUUUGAAAGCAGUUACGAAAAGGGAAAACAAAUCUUUCAUUUACUUACUGUUUUACAGCAUCUCUGUGCCCAGGCCAGCCGCCACCUCUGUCUUCCCGGUAGCCGGUUUUUUCCAAGUAAAUAUAACAGAGAAAUAAAGGCAUUGAAAGGGAAAGUGGAGGAAUUGUUAAUGGAGAUAAUACAAAGCAGAAGGGAUUGUGUGGAAAUUGGGAGAAGCAGUUCAUAUGGGAAUGAUUUAUUGGGAAUGUUGCUAAAUGAAAUGCAAAAGAAAAAAGAUGGGAAUGGUUUGAGUUUGAAUUUGCAAAUUAUAAUGGAUGAAUGCAAAACAUUCUUCUUUGCUGGCCAUGAAACCACUGCCCUUUUGCUCACUUGGACUGUCAUGUUAUUAGCUACUAACCCUUCUUGGCAACACAAGCUUCGAGCCGAAGUUAUCGCUAUCUGUGGUUCUGAAACGCCCUCGUUUCAUCAUCUUUCCAAACUUUCUCUGUUAGGUAUGGUGAUAAAUGAAUCGCUAAGACUAUACCCACCAGCAAGUAUUCUUCCAAGAAUGGCAUUUGAAGAUAUAAAACUUGGAGAUUUAGAGAUCCCAAAAGGAUUAUCAAUAUGGAUUCCAGUGUUAGCCAUUCAUCAUAGUGAAGAAAUAUGGGGAAAAGAUGCAAAUGAAUUCAAUCCAGAAAGAUUUGCCAAUUCAAAAGCUUUUACUUCUGGUGGUUUCAUCCCUUUUGCUUCUGGCCCUCGCAAUUGUGUUGGCCAAUCUUUUGCUCUUAUGGAAACUAAGAUCAUCUUGGCUAUGCUCAUCUCCAAAUUUAGCUUCACGAUCUCCGAUAAAUACCGACAUGCACCCGUUGUCGUCCUCACUAUAAAACCUAAAUACGGCGUUCAAGUUUGUUUGAAGCCUUUGAAUACACAGAGUUAAUACUUGAAUGCAUCGUGAGUUGCACCCAUCUUUUUGUACCUCGUUCCAACCAGACACUAGAAAGAAUAAUUUAAGGAAAAAAAAAAAAAGAAUUGAUUGGACAGCUGAAAUAGAUGGGUGUAGCGUAGAAUGCACUCAAGUACUUUUCCUUAAUAAAUUUUCUCUAAGGUAGAGUUUCUUUUUCCUUUUUGAGACGAGAGAGAGAUUUGGUCAUUUUUCACUCGUUUGUUUUUGUUUUUCUUUUUGCUCUCUCUUUCUGUUUUUGUCAUUGUGAAGAGAAAGAGAGAUGUGGGAGAAUAUGAAGUUUGGUUGUAAUGUUAUAUUUUGAGCAAUAUUAAA
This is a messenger RNA of Benincasa hispida (wax gourd), 1999 nucleotides long. RefSeq names its product cytokinin hydroxylase-like. Lineage: Eukaryota; Viridiplantae; Streptophyta; Magnoliopsida; Cucurbitales; Cucurbitaceae. The record is from RefSeq and is a predicted model, not a curated record. Gene Ontology annotation, molecular function: oxidoreductase activity, acting on paired donors, with incorporation or reduction of molecular oxygen; heme binding; monooxygenase activity.